CAAACAAAAAAACCCUAACCUAAUAUUUCUCUUUAGACACGGCAGCCAACCACUCAGCCUCCACUGAUCCAAACCAUGGGCCGCGUCCGUACCAAGACAGUGAAGAAAUCGUCCCGUCAGGUGAUCGAGCGGUACUACUCAAAGAUGACCCUCGAUUUCCACACGAACAAGAAGAUCAUCGAAGAAGUUGCUAUAAUCCCAUCCAAGAGGCUCCGCAACAAGAUCGCCGGCUUCUCGACCCACCUGAUGAAGCGCAUCCAGAAGGGUCCCGUACGUGGUAUUUCUCUCAAGCUUCAAGAAGAGGAGCGAGAGCGUCGCAUGGAUUUCGUCCCCGAUGAAUCGGCUAUCAAGGUCGACCAAAUUGAAGUUGAUGAGGAAACUCUUGAUAUGCUUUCGGUUCUUGGGAUGGCUGAUAUCCCUGGGCUUGUUCCCGCUGCUGUUCCUGUUCCUGUUCCUCAAAUCGGCUUCGGCCGCGGUGGUGGACCCGGGAGGAGGUUUUGAGUGAUGGGUAUUUGAUGGGUUCUUAAUCUCAAGUUAUGUUUUUUUUUUCUGGGUAGUGUCUUUGAUUGUGUUUUUUGUUGGAACAAUGUUAGUUCUUAUGUUAAAUGGUACUGAGAUUAAUUAAGUGUGAUUUGAACUUUGUUUUUGAAGGUAUUUGAAAUGGGUACGUUUAGUUGUUGGCAUGGUUGAUUCUCAUUUAUUCUAUAUUUUUUUUUCUUUGAA
Molecule: messenger RNA, 723 nt
Organism: Durio zibethinus
Lineage: Eukaryota; Viridiplantae; Streptophyta; Magnoliopsida; Malvales; Malvaceae
Product: small ribosomal subunit protein eS17-like
Biological process (GO): translation
Cellular component (GO): ribosome
Molecular function (GO): structural constituent of ribosome
Source: RefSeq, a predicted model, not a curated record